Molecule: messenger RNA, 1689 nt
Organism: Ziziphus jujuba (common jujube)
Lineage: Eukaryota; Viridiplantae; Streptophyta; Magnoliopsida; Rosales; Rhamnaceae
Product: cytochrome b561 and DOMON domain-containing protein At5g47530
Exons: 3
Coding region: 232-1416 (394 amino acids)
Source: RefSeq, a predicted model, not a curated record
UUUACAACUCUAACUUUACCUGAAUUCACAGUUUUUGGUUUUUUGUGCUUUCUGUUCCAUUCUUCUUCAACGCUUCAACAGAACGCAAAACAGAAAAAAAAAAAAAAACCAAAACACAACACAAACUUAGAUUUUUUUUAUUUUUUAUUUUUAAAAUUUGCUCUGUCUUUUUUAUUUGAAAGCUCUGUUUUGGGUUCUGUGUUUUUGAUUCAGAAACCCCAACAAGGAAGGAUGUUGAAGAUCUUGGUAGCUUUAUCAUUGAUAGCUUCAUCAUCACUGUUUUCCACAUGCUAUGCUCAAACAUGCAACAGCCACACCUUCUCUAGCAACCAAAACUUCGCUACCUGCAAUGAUCUUCCAUAUCUGAACUCUUUCCUCUAUUGGAAUUACGACCAGGCUACAGGGAAGCUCCAAAUGGCGUUCAGACAAACUGGGGUCACAUCGUCCACGUGGGUUUCAUGGGCUAUCAACCCGACCGCCGCACAAAUGCCCGGCUCCCAAUGUCUGGUCGCGUACCCGAAAUCCGAUGGCACACCGCAUGUGUACACGUCGCCUAUUGGGAACAGUUAUAGUACUAGUUUGGCCGAAGGGAAUUUGACUUACCAAGUUUCCGAUCUAACGGCCACGUAUCAGAACAGUGAGAUGGUAAUCUUUGCCACCUGGUCGCUUCCGACAACCACCGCCACAAUCAACCAGGUUUGGCAAUCGGGUCCGCUUUCUGGAGGCAAUCCUGGACAACAUGGUAGCGCCGCAGCUAAUCUGAAUUCCAAAGGUACCGUUAAUCUGCUUUCUGGCCAAACCCAAAGCCAAGCAGGUGGAAACUCCAGAACCAGAAAGAGAAAUAUACAUGGAGUUCUAAAUGCAGUGAGUUGGGGUAUCUUGAUGCCACUUGGUGCUAUAAUAGCAAGGUACUUGAAGGUAUUCAAAUCUGCAGACCCCGCAUGGUUUUACCUUCAUAUCACCUGCCAAACCUCCGCUUACAUCAUCGGGGUCGCCGGCUGGGCUACCGGUCUCAAACUCGGAAGCGACAACGGCAAAAUCCAGUAUGACGCCCAUAGGAACAUUGGCAUAACCCUUUUCUGCCUUGGCACACUUCAGGUAUUUGCUUUGCUUCUGAGGCCCAAGCCAGAUCACAAAUACAGAUUGUACUGGAAUAUCUAUCAUCACACAGUUGGAUACGUAGUCAUAAUCCUAAGCAUCAUCAACAUAUUUAAGGGAUUAGACAUCUUGGACCCUGAGAAGAAAUGGAAAGAUUCUUAUAUUGGAAUUAUCAUUGCCUUGGGAGCUAUUGCUGUGUUGUUGGAAGCUUACACAUGGUUUAUUGUGCUGAAGAGGAAGAGAUCAGAAGGAAAAGUGCAGUACAAUGGAACUAAUGGUGUCAAUGGCCAUGGUGCUAGGCAACAACAGGGAGUAUAGGAACUUACAUGACUGAUGGUUGAAGCAUCUGCUUUUUUCUUCUUCUUCUGUUCCAUUUCUCUUUCAUCUACAUAUUGUUUGCUUCUUUUACCCUUUUGUAUAUUUUAAGGGAAGAGUUUGAUGGAUUGGUCAGAGGUAAUUCUUUCAUUAGGCUAGUUUGUAGGAUUGUGUGUUUGGGCGGGUUUUCUUUUACCUUUCAUGGAGCUCUACUUUGAGAGGUAACAUAUAUGUUACUCUUAUUUCUUCUGUUUAUUUUAUUAUUAUGCUUUCUCC